This is a messenger RNA of Rotaria socialis, 1578 nucleotides long. Lineage: Eukaryota; Metazoa; Rotifera; Eurotatoria; Philodinida; Philodinidae. The record is from the annotation of a GenBank genome assembly.
AUGAGUAAAUCAAAUCGAGAUGAAAUAGAUUCUGAACUGAAUCGAAAACCCGUUACAUUUACUGAUGAAACAUUACCUGUUAUUUCUUGUAAAGAAAUCGUUGAAAAAGAUCCUGUCCAUUCAGUCAAUGCAAGUGUACAAACUAAAUUUGAAGUACAACUUGCUGAUGCUACUUGUCAAAGUAUAAAACAUAAAGAAUGUGAAGUUCAAACAGAUGUUGGAGAAAAACCUGCUGACGAUCAUGUGGAAAUUGAUAUGAGUCGUUUUAAUAAAUUUCUUGGACGUGUCGAACCCAUCGUUUCAUAUUAUCUCGAUGAUAAUUUAGAGCGUCCUAAUGUUCUGCGACAUAUUAAAAUGAGAUAUACUGGCGACGAGACAGCACAAGAAUUGUUUACAUUAAGUUAUCCAGAUAUUUUAAUUGAUAAAGAAAUUCAAGUUACAAGUUUAUCAUGGUCAGCGAAUGGUUCAUCAAUCGUUGUGGGCUACGGAAGUACGUCACAUGAAGGUUUAUGUAUGCAUAAAGGUGCUGUAUGUUCAUGGAAUAUUGAACGAUAUAAAAUCAAUCCAAAUAAGCCCGAUAUAACUAUUGAAACAAGUACAUGUGUUACCACACUUGCUUGCCAUCCAGAAAGGCCAGGCAUUGUAGCAGCUGGUCUUUAUAAUGGUGAAAUACUUGUUUGGGAUUUUCGUGAACAAGAUUCAUUGAUAGCUCGUGUUUUGGAAAGACAAGAUUUACAUCGAGAUUCGGUAACAUCGUUACAAUGGAUUCGUGAACCGAAAUUAUCAAAGAAAAAGUUUAUUCUUGUAUCAACAAGUCAAGACGGAAAAAUUCUUCUCUGGAAUCCAUUACCUAGUAAAAAUAAUUUAAAAUUGACGGAUGCUUAUUUUGUUGCAAUCAAAGGCGGCAAUAGUAGAUCAGUAGGAAAACCAAUGGGAGUUACAAGUGUAACGUUUAAUAAUGAAGAUUCAGAAACAUUUAUUUUUGGUUGUGAUUCCGGAUUUUUAUACAAAGGUUCACUUAAUUCUGUAUCAUCUGUUCAAUCACGCGAAGAAGGUCUGGCUGAAAUGUCUAUUCAACCGAAAAAUCCAGUUACAAUGGCAUAUCAAUCACAUGAUAGUCCAAUUUAUGCUGUUAGUUUUUCACCUUUUAAUCGACAUCUAUUUCUAACGAGUGCACAUGACGGACAACUUCGACUCUAUUCUCAACUUUUUGCUAAUUUCGGACGUUGUUUUGCACCAGCACAAGGCGCCAUUUUUACUUGUCGUUGGUCACCAUCGCGUCCUCUUGUUUUAGCAGCAGGGAGUGAACAUGGAGGUACAUUGAUCUAUGACCUUGAACCACACGAAGGCACGCCAGAUAGUCUUCUACUCUCAAUACCUGUUCAAGAAUUACCAUCAUCCGAUAAACGAUCAUCAAUAAAUGCUUUGGAAUUCAAUCAUAAAACUCCUAAUAUAUUAGCAUGUGGUGAUAGUGCAGGUGCAGUGAUGAUUUGGAAACUGGCUGAACGAUUUACAACAGCGCAAAAUGACGAAAUAGAAAAUUUACAGAUAUUAGCUAAAAGUUUUGGUGAUAGUUAA